GGCAAACAUGUGUCUAGGUACACCAACUCACUCGACGAUGCCUACGAGUCUGGGCCCCUCCCGCGCCCCGGGCGUAGUCCCCACCGAGCCUUGCAAAUAUGUUGCAAUCUUUAACACGCGUGGUUCGACCUGCUUCUACUGUGAUAUUUCAGCUUAUACGCUCCAAUCUAGGAAGAGGUGACGACAUCCCGUGAUACGACGAUUUCCAGGGACCUAGCGUGUCUCUACGAAUAAGCGAACCUUCAUCGAUUCUGUUGCCAUCCCCUCGUCGCAUGCAGGGUGAUAAAUUUACGUCUCCAGAAGAUAUAAAAACCUCUUCCGUGACACCUACAUGUCCACCACCACUACUCCCAGCUCUUCGUACCUCUGAAUCAUGCCUGCUGCUUUCACCCACCAGUUCGACAAUGCCCUUUUCAAGGGCUUCACCACCGUCAACACUGGCUUGUUCAUCAACGGCAAAUUCGUAGACUCCGUUGACGGAGCUACUCUCGACGUUUACGACCCCUCGACCGGCAAGGUCAUCACCAAAGUCGCAGCUGGAUCCGCCAAGGACGUAGACCUUGCCGUCCAGGCAGCAAAGACCGCGUUCAAGAACUCCUGGGGGUUGAAGGUCCCCGGUCAGGAGCGUGGCCGCCUCCUCGGCAAGCUGGCCGACCUCAUCGAGAAGAACGUCGACGAGCUCUCUGCUCUCGAGGCCCUCGAUGCUGGCAAGCCUUUCCUCCAGGCCAAGACCAUGGACCUGGCCGCGGUCAUCUCCACUAUUCGUUACUUCGCCGGUUGGGCCGAUAAGAACUCUGGAAAGACGAUCGAGACCACCGAAGCCAAAUUUGCCUACACCCGCCACGAGCCGAUCGGCGUUUGCGGACUGAUUGUCCCAUGGAACUUCCCAUUGAUGAUUGCUAGCUGGAAGAUCGGCCCGGCUCUCGCGACCGGUAACACCAUCGUCCUCAAGCCCGCUGAGGUCACUUCGCUUACCGCGCUUCGCCUGGCCGAGCUCGUUGUUGAGGCCGGAUUCCCUGAUGGAGUCUUCAACGUCGUCCCCGGUGUUGGUUCCGUCGCCGGCCAGGCCCUCACCGAGCACAAGGAUGUUGGCAAGGUCUCCUUCACGGGCAGCACACUCAUUGGCCGCAAGAUCAUGGAGACUGCGGCGAAGACGAACUUGAAGCGCGUCACACUCGAGCUCGGCGGCAAGAGCCCGGCGAUCAUCUUCGACGAUGCGAACCUCGAGCAGGCGAUCAAAUGGGCCGCGGGCGGCAUCUUCAUGCACAGUGGUCAGGUCUGCGCCGCCGGCUCGCGCAUCUUCGUCCAGGAAGGCAUCUACGACAAGUUCGUCGAGAUCUUCAAGGGCGCGGCGCAGUCGUUCAAGCGCGGCGACAACUUUGACGCGAGCGUGAAUCAGGGGCCGUUAGUCUCGCAGACGCAGCUUGAGCGUGUGUUGGGCUUCAUCGAAUCUGGCAAGCAGCAGGGUGCGAAGCUAGAGGUCGGCGGCACCAAGACGGGUAGUGCGGGCUACUUUGUUGAACCGACGAUAUUCACCAAUGUCAAGCCGGAGAUGAAGAUUGUCCGUGAGGAGAUCUUCGGCCCUGUCGCCGUCAUCGUCAAGUUCAAGACCGAGGAAGAGGUUAUCGAGCUCGCGAAUGACACCGUCUACGGUCUAUCCUCCAACAUCUUCACCCAGAACCUCAACUGUGCGCUCCGCGUCGCCCACUCGCUCGAGGCUGGUAGUGCAUACAUUAACCAGGCAUCUAUUCCUGAUUUCGCGGUGUCGUUCGGUGGCGUCAAGCAAUCUGGCUUCGGAAAAGAUAUGGGAGAGUACGCUCUCGAGUCGUACACCCAAGUCAAGGCGGUUCAUAUCAACCUCGGCCUCAAGCUCUAACUGACGAAAUGUCUCUGUAUAUCUAGAAACCAACCUUAUAAAAAUGUAUAAUAAGGGAUAUAGUAAAGCUAGAUGAGUCUGGAUCUCCACGACGGCGAAGAACUGGUUAGCGUCGAGCUCCUGACCGCUUUAGAUCGGUCGCUUUAUGAGCUACGUCGAGAGUGUCUUGCCAAAUCGUAACAGGGAGCAUGUGAGCUGAAUUUGCACUACAAGUUGCGGCUACCUUCCCAUUCAUUCAAUCAUAGGGUGCGACAAAAGCGGACGCACGAGCUGGUCAAACGUCUGGCCGCCGAGCCUGCGAUACAGCGUCUUCAGUGUGAAAGCGCGCGGAUACAAGCCACACGCCAGAACUCGUGAUAGAAAUAUCUGUUUGGCCAAGCGAGUGCCAUGACCAUCUAGAAUCGAUUUGUGCAUUU
Molecule: messenger RNA, 2292 nt
Organism: Phanerochaete carnosa HHB-10118-sp
Lineage: Eukaryota; Fungi; Basidiomycota; Agaricomycetes; Polyporales; Phanerochaetaceae
Exons: 6
Coding region: 374-1876 (500 amino acids)
Molecular function (GO): aldehyde dehydrogenase (NAD+) activity
Source: RefSeq, a predicted model, not a curated record